AUGCGCCGUGUGAUGUGUGUGUUGGCCGUUGUGAUGUGCUGCGCCUACUGGUAUACCAUGACGGCUGCUGCUAGUAGUUCUUCUUCUGAAGGAGGGGUAGCCCAUGAGGAUCUUGAUUCUUCUUGGAAUGAUAAGGUGGAAUAUGACAAGUUGGUGGGGGCUGCUGGUGAUGUUAGUUGGUCACAGUUGGGUACUGGUAUGAGCGAAGAAGGUAAAAAAAUUGAAAAGUAUUACAAGUGUAAGAAAGCCCCUAAUCAUACAGUUGAAGGAAUAAACUGUUCGAUUUGGAAAGAAUUUAGGAAUGGGACUCCCAGUAAACCAGAGCCAAUUGACCAGGAGGUACUACGUACACAACAACAACAGAAAGGUGAUUCAACUGAUGAAAUUGCUGGAGUGAGUGGACCUCGUCUUCAAACCAGUGGUACUGUUGCCAAGGGGAGUGGUGAAAGCUCAGAAAAGGCUACGGUAACUGAACCCCAAUCUGUUGAAAAACCAUUGGAUACACCAGAUAUAAUGACUAUACCUGCAAAACCUAUAUCUGCAACGAGUUCUUCUGCGAGUGCACCUGCAGAGACCAGCACAAUUUCAUCAUCUUCCACUAAAGAGAAUACAGGUAGCAGUACCUCUGGCACAGACGCAGCUGAUAACAGUACAUCCGCCGACUCUAAUCUUACCCAGCAAACACCUGCAACUGUUGAUUUGACUGCUAUACCAGACUCACAAGGAACCAAUUCCACUACUCCACAGAGCCCCGAGAGCAAUGUCACUGAUACACCAACCACCACUCCAUCUACUGUACCCAACGGAGGGUUAACCACAAUCGCAUCCGCAGUGCAGAAGAACAGACCCAAUGCUGACAGCAGUCUCAGUCCUGUGUGGAUGUGCACUGCAGCACCGUUGAUGAUUGUGGCUGUGUUGUUCUCCGCUACCGUGUACUGA
Messenger RNA from Trypanosoma theileri, 939 nucleotides. RefSeq lists its product as uncharacterized. The record is from RefSeq and is a predicted model, not a curated record. Bases 1 to 939 code for a protein of 312 amino acids. Lineage: Eukaryota; Euglenozoa; Kinetoplastea; Trypanosomatida; Trypanosomatidae. The transcript has a single exon.